ACUGAGCGCAUCACCAGUUCUGCGGACUGUCUGACUGAGCUGGACGUCUUGUAGAGACAGAGAGGAGAUAAAAACUGUUACUUUUCCGGGUUUUUGACGUUUUUUCCUGUAAUUAGCCCGGUUCGGCCUCUUCGGGGCUAAAACAAGAAGGAAUCCUGGAAGCACCCGGAGAACCGCGGAUAUCCACGCGGCAAGGAUGCUUCAUGACCCGCGGCAGGUGCGAGGAGAUGGCGGCGGAGCCUACGGCGGCCACCGGUCGGGUGGUGUUGGUCAAGAAGAUUAUCAUGAAGGACGGAGCGGUGCCCCAGCAGGGCAUCGGCCGGCCCAGUGUCUAUCACGCUGUGAUGGUUAUUUUCCUGGAGUUCUUCGCCUGGGGCUUGCUCACCACGCCGAUGCUCACUGUUUUACAUGAAACGUUUCCCCAGCACACGUUUCUCAUGAACGGCCUCAUCCAGGGUGUGAAGGGCCUGCUGUCGUUCAUGUCUGCUCCUCUGAUCGGAGCGCUAUCAGACGUAUGGGGUCGAAGAUCUUUCCUUCUGAUCACCGUCUUCUUCACCUGCGCUCCGAUCCCUCUGAUGAGGCUCAGCCCAUGGUGGUACUUCGCCAUGAUCUCCAUGUCUGGAGCUUUCUCCGUCACCUUCUCGGUCAUCUUCGCCUAUGUUGCCGAUGUGACGGAUGAAAGAGAGAGGAGUACAGCCUACGGUCUGGUCUCCGCCACAUUUGCAGCCAGUCUGGUGACGAGUCCGGCCAUCGGGGCCUACCUGUCGGCCUGGUAUGGAGACAACCUGGUGGUCCUGCUCGCCACGCUCAUCUCGCUGGCCGACAUCUGCUUCAUCCUGCUGGCCGUUCCCGAGUCGCUGCCAGACAAGAUGAGACUCAACACGUGGGGGACUCCUUUCUCCUGGGAGCAGGCCGACCCUUUCGCUUCUCUCAGGAAAGUGGGUCAGGACUCCACAGUCCUGCUGAUCUGCAUCACCGUCUUCCUGUCUUACCUGCCGGAAGCUGGACAGUAUUCCAGCUUCUUCCUCUACCUGAGACAGGUCGUAAACUUCUCCUCCACAACUAUUGCAGUUUUCAUCGGGGUUGUGGGGAUUCUGUCCAUCGUGGCGCAGACUCUCUUCCUCACCCUGCUGAUGAGAUAUCUGGGAAACAAAAACACCGUUCUACUGGGUCUGGGUUUCCAGAUCCUUCAGCUAGCCUGGUACGGCCUUGGAUCAGAGCCAUGGAUGAUGUGGGCGGCUGGAGCUGUUGCAGCGAUGUCCUCCAUCACCUUCCCUGCAGUUUCUGCUCUGGUGUCGCAGUCGGCUGAUUCUGAUAAACAAGGAGUCGUCCAGGGGAUGAUCACUGGAAUCAGAGGUCUCUGUAAUGGCCUGGGUCCAGCUCUCUACGGGUUCAUCUUCUUCCUCUUCAACGUGGAGUUCAACACUAUGGAUCCCAUUCAGGAGGAGUACGGCAUUGACCCGCUGCCUCUGCACGGCCCAACAGAGCAAGCGCUCAUUCCCGGGCCGCCCUUCCUGCUCGGGGCGUGCACCGUGGUCGUCGCCUUCCUCGUCGCCCUCUUCAUCCCCGAAAAAACUUCCUGCGCCUCCUGCUCCUCCUCCUCUUCGUCCGAGCUCUCUCUCAGCAACAAGCCCCACCCAGACAGCAAGGAGGCCAUGUCCUCGCUGGCCGGCGUCCACAUCAACACGCCGCUCCCUGGCAGCGACGAGGAAACCCCGCCCUCUGCCAGUGGCGAGGACUCGGAGCCGCUGCUGCACGACAGCAUCGUCUGAAGGAAGCGCUGAGACGGAGCCAGUGAAACUUUAUUUUUGUUUGUUUCUUUAAGCCAUAAGGCGGCACAAAGUGUACUUUCUUCGUCAGAGGUUUUUGCCUCUUUACCGAACGGCAGGAUGAACUUUUUGCUUCAGCGAUCCACAGAGGAAGCAUCAUCCUGGCCAAUCAGGAUCCAUCUUUAAUGAGCAAGUUGAAUCUAAUGAUGUAAUUGGAGAGAAGGGUCAGAGAUGAUUUGAUUGACAGAGGUCUGCUGGGAUAAAAAGGGAGUAAAGAUCCAGAUCCUUAAAGAUGUAAGUUUGAGGCUUUUAUGGAAGAUUUUACUUCAUUUUUUUUUAACCUUUUGAUCAUUUCGAAGCUGUUUUUAAUUCAGAAGUAAACUUUAAAGGCAGCCAAAACAUCCAUGUUUAUUUAUAUAUAUAUACUAUUUUUAUUUUCUUUUUUAAUCCAUCAAAGUGUUUCUGUAGAUGAAGAUUGUAUCAAAACAGUAAAACAAGAGAAGUGAUCCAUUUUAAUCUCAUAAUGAGAUUAAACCAAAGCAAAACUACAGAUUAUUGAUAGUUGGAAGGAAACAGGAAUAAAUCCUUACAUUAUACUGAUGAGUAAAACAAGGGGACCCACCCCACACGUUUUAUUUUUAUAUCUAAGUCACUUUAUCAAAGUGCUGCUGGCAGUGGAAAACCCUCAGUUUCUCCUCUUUAUUUUGCAGUUUGACACCAUUAGAUCCCUGACACGUCAUCAGGUCUUGGUAAAAUUCACUCCAAACUAGGGGUGGACCGAUUGAUCAGCCCUGAUUUUCUUAAUUUCGGGCGAUCGGCUGAUACUUACAUGUGAAACCGAUGUCAUCUACUUGUCUUACCUGUUUUUUAAAACGUGAAAGUUGAAAGACUAAAGCGACUGCAAUGCUGUAAACUUUGAGACCACCACCUCAUGUGCUGUUUAAACAAGUUUGUAUUAUUUCAUGGGGUUUUGUUUAGUGUUUGUCAAUAAAUUAAGACUGGAACAAUAAAGGUGUAGUGUGACCUUACAACAUGUAUAAAAAAUUUGUAUCAGGCAAAAUCCAAAUUGGCAGGUCAGGCUUUUUAAAGAUCUGUGAUCGGCCAGAAAACUGCAAUCGGUGCACCCCUAUUCCAAACCUAAUUGAUCUUGGCAAAAACGUUAGUAAUUUUAGGUUUUUUUUCCCUGGCAGAAGUGAUAUUCCUGUCAAUGAACUUAUACUUGAAGCAUCCGACGGAGAUUCCAAGAGCUUUAGAGAAGAUUUUAAGGAGAGUUUAACAGUAUUUAACUGCCACACAACAGUGUACAUAGUUAUGUCAUGACUUUAAAAUGUAAAUGCACUUUUGAAUGAGACCUUGCUUUGUAAAUACUGAAAGUGUGACGUGGGGUCGGCUUGUUUUCUGCCAGAUUGCCCCUCUUUCUGUUCAUGUUUAGAGGGCAGAUCUCAUAUUCUGUCAAUCAUGUCCGGGCCUGUAGCUCAUGAUCCUUGAGUUUCUUUUCCAUGUCUGAAAUCCAGAAAUCUGUGGAAGGUACCAAGUGCAGCGGAAAGUUGUUGAAGUUGCUGACGUUACACUUGGGAACUUCUCACUCAGCACUAAUGUAUAACGCAAUGUCCACCUGAAACAAAGGUAUUGCUGGCAACUAGAAUCUGAGGUCAUAAACUGGAGAUUUAAGUUAUUUAACCAGCAAGGAAGGACGUCAGGAGAAAUGUGAGUACAGGAGAUUGGAGACCUAACAAACCAGCACCAUAUGGAGAAAUUUUAAAGCACCCAUGCUCAUCACGCUACCUGUAAUUAACCAUAUAGCUGGAUAGCUUCUAUCAAAAACUGUAAUUUGAAGCAGAAAUUCAGACAGUAUUAAGGUAGAUAUAAUUUGAUCUGACCAGCAUUAUUACACUGUGCACCAGCAUGCCCCUCCUAACAACUCAACUAAAGACUUUGUUGUGAGCCAUGCAGUGAUUAUCAGUCUGUUUUUUUUUUGCGUUUGCUUGUGUGGUUCGAACUGCAUUACAGUAAUGUAAUAUCAGAUUAUCAUUGUCACACCGCCCACUCUAUAGAUAGUCUGUCUGCAGGUAGUUUGGCUCUAAAGUCACUAGAAGCUGAUGCUACAGGUGCUGUGGGUCAAAGGGAAGUCAGAAUACUGUAUACUGCUAUACAGAACUGCAGUGGCUGUUAAACAUUCCUUCAUUUGGCUGAGAUAUGGAGGAGAAAAACUCUUGCAGGUGCAGCUAAAUAUGGCUAAACAUGCAGGAGGAGAGCUGUUAUUGUUUUAACAGCAAUUUUGUACUAACAGUGGAAACAAAAAGUAAAAAAUGCUAUGCUCACAAACAGCUGGGUUUGCCUCAGUGGUCUGGCUGCUCACUCCCUGUUCAAACUCCUCUUAGUAGCCAAGAUGUAAACUGUUGUACCAUGCCCUCCACUUUGGGUAGUUUCAUCCCUUAAAUCCAAAGGUCCAGUGAAUGACUUAACUGGACCUUCCUGGAGCAGAACGGUUUUCAAACGGAAGGACAGGAGGAGAAAUCCAUCCUCUUCAGCUGUUUUCUUCCACAGAGCUCAUCUAUCUGUCCUUCAGAGAUCUUUUUAGCAAACAUGCUCACUCCCACAUAAUCCCUUUGACAUAUUCCAUUUUAAGGUUCUUAUUUUUUUGUCAAGACAAGAGUUCAUUCUGUUUUUAUUGUGAGGGAUUUCUAGAUGUUGCCGUUACAGAAGCCACGCCAUCAUCAGUAUGUGGUUUUAAAAAGAGAAAGCCGAUUGUGAUUUAUUUCAUACUUUUGAGACUUUUUAGGGUUUCUAGGUCUAAAAGAUUUGUAUACUUUAAAUCAAAGGCAGCUGGACUACUUUUACGUUUAUCCUUGAUAUUUCAGCUCUUUUGGAUGGACAGAAAAACAUCUUUAGGAACUAAAACAGAAGCGCCGUUCGUUUUAAGCACGGAAGAUUGGGUCCGUUAUUUUAGGGCGCGGUUCUGAAAGAUUCCCAUCCUCUCUGCUUUUGGGUUGCUUGUAGGGCGAGUUCAGCCUUGGAUGGGCAGCUAAAUAUUUCUGUAGUGUUUUCUAUCCAAUCAGAUCAACUGACUCAGACACAUCUUAGUCUAUUGACACACAGACCAGCGUCACGGUUGAUCAGGCUGGUUUAUUUCUCUCAGUCCCAAUAUCACUUGUUUUUUAAUCUGGAAGUCAGUGGUGCUGGAUUGAAACGACUUUAACUCGUCGGCUGUAAUGAUUUAGCGCUUUUACUGAAGAAAUUACUGGUUCGUUUUUUUUGUAAGACCAAAUGGUAUUUCUUUGGAAAUAUUCCCAGCUCUUCUUAGCGCUCAUGUAAAUACUGAUCCAACUCGGAUAAAUCAGCUGUGAAACCGACCCGGGUGUGUAAAUACUGUAGAUGAUUGGAUGUCUGUACAUGUGAGCUGAACUGAGAUGUACCAGCCAGCUGUUGAUUGAUAUUAAAACAGUACAACAUUUCA
This is a messenger RNA of Girardinichthys multiradiatus, 5226 nucleotides long. It is a transcript of the gene slc71a2a, whose product is annotated as major facilitator superfamily domain containing 14Ba. Gene Ontology annotation, molecular function: transmembrane transporter activity. Bases 204 to 1772 code for a protein of 522 amino acids. Gene Ontology annotation, biological process: transmembrane transport. The record is from RefSeq and is a predicted model, not a curated record. Gene Ontology annotation, cellular component: membrane. NCBI's taxonomy places the organism in Eukaryota, Metazoa, Chordata, Actinopteri, Cyprinodontiformes, Goodeidae. The transcript is spliced from 12 exons.